AUCAAACAGCACGCGUUUUGAUCUCCGUGACUGAACUGACUCGAUAUGACUUUCAACAGAAACGACUUGAAGGUGAUCUCCAACAUCCAGGUUAUCAUCUGUGGAGUGCUUUUCUUUUUGGGGCUUAUUGAUGGUCUCAGCGUGCGUUUUAUGUAUUCAAGUUUGACUUUCACCCCCUGUUGGAUAGCGAUCCUUGUGUUGGCCGCUGGAAUCAUGGGACUGACUUUAAGCAACAAGCAAAGACCUUCUUUUACUCUGAUGAACGCCUUGCAGUCUGUGAGUGUGGCCUGUGCUGCAAUAUCAGCGAUAACCGUGUACCACUAUCUGGUCGCUUUGUCCAAGUUGAUGGUUUUGGAUUAUGUCUUAACUGCAAACAGGGGAUUCCCUAAUAAAGAUCCCUUUUUCUUUGAUUCGGAAAUAAUCUUUACUGCAAAACAAAAAUCCAUGGUGGCUGUAUCUUCCCUAAUCAUCAUAUGCUCCAUCACUGAGAUCAUUCUUGCGAUGGCAGCCAUCAGGAGCAGUAAUAUAACUGGUCAGAGCUCGCAGGAACAGCAAGUAAGGAUUUGCCAUGGCCAGCUUGAAGCUGAUCAGCUGCCGAUCUAUAUGCAAGAGCAGCCGACCUCAGUUGCAGCCCAACCACUGAUGGCUUUUCCAGACACUACUAAUUAGUAGCUACAGUUGAACCUUUAUUAAGCCGUCACCAUGUAUUAAGCUGUCAGUUGCAAUCGUUAAAGUCCCGAAUGUUUUAUCCCUUAACCACUGUAAAAUGUACCUUUAUUAACCGGUCACAUCUAUUUGGUGGUCGCAGUCACCGUUUACUAAGUCCCAACCGCCUAUUUUUUAUUGUCUUUCACUUGUAUUGAACAGUCACUGAAAGCGGAACCACUCAAAUAAAAAUAAGAAUACUAUUUUAAGUACUUUUUAAUCUAUGUUUCUCUACAACAAUAAAAGGAAGUAAUAU
Molecule: messenger RNA, 961 nt
Organism: Pocillopora verrucosa
Lineage: Eukaryota; Metazoa; Cnidaria; Anthozoa; Scleractinia; Pocilloporidae
Cellular component (GO): membrane
Source: RefSeq, a predicted model, not a curated record